CUCCAGUGAAAGAGGUAUGGCAGCUUCAUCACCGUCGCCUGCUGCUGGCAGUGCAGACUUGCGCCGACCACAGGUGCGUGUACGUAUCGCGUGCGUCUCUCAUUAUGAUCCUCAAGCUUAUUCUUCGUUGGGUCAUUCGCAUUUUCUGCAGCGGUCGAGCGCCGACGAAGAGGACAAGAUGGACACGACGACGGCGCUAACAACGACGAGUGGAGAGACUUGUCCGCUCGGUGUUGAAACGGUCCCUCACAUCAGCAACGACGAGGACCGCAUCAGCGACGACAUGGAAUGCGUGCGGAGCGACUUGCGUCGAUUUUUGUGUCAAUGGAAUGACCAAUUCCUCUACGGGUGCGUUCAGAUGUCGCCGCCAUUAUUCUUCCAUGCGGCUCGUCGGUACCAAGAGGGCACUCGUGUGUGGAUGGUGACGGAUAAGAGGCCACCGGGCGAACAGAAGUGGGUGACGGCCGAGGUGUAUCGCACUGAGGAGACCGAUGGCGGGGUGAGACUUUUCAUGAGGGAGGUGGACGGCCGCCAUGAGAAGUUCGAGGCGCUGGUGCCUUACCAGGCCGAUCUAUCGCUGCAUGACCAGCGGGUACAUAUGGAGACAUCCCUGCAUUCACACAGCCAUUCACUGAAUUAUCCCUUGUGUAUGUGAUGCUUUGUGUGUGUAGGAGCAUGAGAGCUUCAGAUUCGUCUGCAAGGCGCCUGUCAAGAGGCCCCGGCUGCCAUCGUGCUUUCCGUCGUGUAUGUCUGCACCUUUUCCGGCCCCUUCUACUUCCUUGGCAAGCGCGGCGUUGGCUCCAGGGUGACGGCUCCAGGGUACACACAGCACAGCCACACGGAAGACACACAAAAACAAAGUGCCUUCUCCUACCUUCUCUCUUUUGUUGUCAUUUCGGUUCAGGCCGGCUGGCAGCAUCCUCUCUUCAACGUGCCGCAGGAUGUCCAGAGAGAGGUCCUCUUCCCUCUGCUCGGCGAUGACCUGGCCAUCAGCCUCGCUCACCUCCGCCGCACAUGCCGUCUUGGCAAUCAGCGGGUCUCAGCCGACAUCUCAUCGAUCAUCGACCACCAGCUCAUCGACAAGGGCAUCCAGCGCAUCAUCAGCUACGACCUGACAGCUACCAACCUACUGCUGCGGCUGCUAUGCUUUAUCGACAACGGCAGCGACUGGGCGGUUUGGGGGCCUAUCAUUAAUGUGGCCAAGCAUCACGGGCGGGUGAGGGACCUGCCGAUGACCGUGACCAGCAAUGAUGUGGAGGGUGUGGGCAGCCGGAGGCUCUUUGACAGCCGAAUCGAGGCCCUUCGACAGCUGUCCCUCAUCGGUCGGCACCUCUACCAAUCGGACAACAGCAGCCUGAGGGUGGAGCGCAUCGACAAUGAGGAGCGCUUGAGUGGACGGCCCCUCCCUAUCCGCGCAGUGCGGACGUUGGGUGAGGCCAAGGGAAUAAACGGGGGCGCCCACCGGGCGGCUGGAGUGGUCGUGUGUGUGAUUGUGCCCCUGCAUGUGUGUUUUCUGAUAGAUUUCGAGUAUGCUUCGGUCCACGACGCUGUGCUCCACAGGUACAAGAAAGGACGAGUGAAAUACACAGACUCGCACAGAUACACAGCUGUGUGGGUCUGACCAGGACGUGUCACGGAGGUCCAGGAAUGUCGAUGGUCGCCUCCAAGUCAUCACACGAUUUCAGAAAUGUCCGACACUACACUCGUAUGGUCAGUCAGCCAGCCACCAUUAUAAUAUUCACCCGCGGGUUGCCCCACCCUCUUUCUCUCCAUCUCCCUCUCCCUCUCCCUCUCCUCUCUCUCAGUGGGUGCUCGCCACGCAGCCGCCGCCCAUAUGGAAUCGGCACACGGUCAGCACGGGCAGCCAUACGGCAUUUGGCUACUCUCACCGUAUGAUUGUGCUGCACGGCGACCAGCCCGACGACCACUUCGAGGCGCACAUCAUCGUCCACCGAUACGACAGCUACACUAGCGCCACCCUUUUCAGCACCGAGCGUCCAGUGGAGGGCAGGGAGGGGGCCGCCAGGUUCCCGCUGACGGUGCAAGUGGCGCGGGAGGUGAUGGGGGCCGAUGCUCAAGUGGUGUUUGGCAAUCAGCUAGCUGUGUUUUGAUGAACACGGGGUGGCAUGAGGAUGUCUGUGAUGACUGACAGGUGUGUGUGAGGGGAGCGAGC
Vitrella brassicaformis is the source of this 2173-nucleotide messenger RNA. Lineage: Eukaryota; Vitrellaceae. The record is from the annotation of a GenBank genome assembly.